Molecule: messenger RNA, 1940 nt
Organism: Cataglyphis hispanica
Lineage: Eukaryota; Metazoa; Arthropoda; Insecta; Hymenoptera; Formicidae
Product: stromal membrane-associated protein 1
Exons: 8
Coding region: 218-1636 (472 amino acids)
Molecular function (GO): GTPase activator activity; metal ion binding
Source: RefSeq, a predicted model, not a curated record
GGCUGCGCGUCUCCAAUGUGCAUUAUCUCUUAUUCGGUGACCGCGCGACACGGCCACCGAAGCUAAUGGAAUCCUUACGCUACGGAAUUCGUUACGUGGUAUUGUCGCGCCGCGCGUCCGUCCAGCGUUAUCGCGGGGAGGCGACACUGACAUCGCUGACAAGUCGCGAUCGCGCGUGGCCCGUGUCUGUGAUUUCACGAAGACGCUCUCACCGAAAAUGACGUCCCGUCACGAAAAGGAGCGUGCCAAGCAGAUCCAGGAGAAAUGUCAAAACCUGCUGACGCAAAUGCUCCGCGAUGAAGAUAACAAGUAUUGCGUUGACUGUGACGCGAAAGGACCAAGAUGGGCUAGCUGGAACUUGGGAAUUUUCUUGUGUAUUCGAUGCGCUGGUAUACACAGAAAUCUUGGUGUGCAUAUAAGCAAAGUCAAGUCUGUUAAUUUAGACACAUGGACACCAGAACAAGUAGUUAGCUUACAGCAAAUGGGCAAUUCUCGAGCCAGAGCAGUCUAUGAGGCAAAUCUUCCAGAUAGUUUUCGAAGACCUCAAACAGAUUGUAGUCUUGAGAGUUUUAUUAGGGCAAAAUAUGAACACAAAAAGUAUAUAGCCAGAGAAUGGGUGCCACCUCCUUUACCAAAAGUAAAUUGGGACAAAGAACUCGAUGAAGAAGCUGAGAGACAACGCAGACGAAAAAAGGAGAGCUCUGAAGCUGCAAGCAAUGUGCUCCCACUUGUAAAAAAACCAGAAGUAGUGCCUCAAUUGCCAAAACCUCGCAGUUCUGUCAGUCCUAAACUCGGUAGAACAAAAGAAAGCUCUGCAAUUUUGGACCUCUUAGGUCUUGAUGCACCAGCAACUAAUCAAAUAAAUGCAAAUGGUUCUGGAGAUGACGUAUUUUCUUCCUUUUUAUCUGCACCACCUGCUUCAACUACCACAAGUGGAAAUGAUGUUUCUAAUGGAAGUAAAACAGCUACUACUAUAAAAAGUGAAGAAGAAAGUUUCUUUGAACAAUCAGCACCACUAUCUCAAGAAAAAAGCAAAAUGACAAAGGAUAGUAUUUUAGCAUUAUACGGUACACCAAGUCAUCAAUCAGCAAUUUAUGGUGCUCCAGGGGGAAUGUAUUCUCAACAUUCUAUACCAUAUAAACAGCAAAUGUCAAAUGUGGGUACAUUUGGACAACAAAGCUCUUUGGGUCAAAUCAGCCAACUUCCUACGCAAAUACCAGUUACAAAUCAGAUACUUGUCAAUCAAAAUCAAAUUAUAACAAAUCCUAGUUCGAUAGGUGCUGUAGCAGCCAAUCCUUUAGGCUUACAUGUAGGACAAAUAAAUCAACUAAAUGGUGUACCAAAUGCUGCUAUCACGAUGCCACCUCAAAUGAUGAUGCAAUUAGGACAAACUAAUAUUACUAGUAAUAAUGGAUGGAGUGGUAUGUUGACGCAGAAUCUUCAGCCAGCUCCUGGCAGCAAUCCUUUCUUCAAUUUAACAGCACAGCAACAACAAACUACUGCAUUCGCUGCUCAAUUGCCACAACAAAUGUCACAAGUGUCUCUGGGUGAUAUGAACUUUUCUUCUACGACGGGCAAACCUGCCAAUGCUGCCGCGUUACCCGGGCAGACUCUUUCUACCAACUUGUGGCAGUAAAAGAUAUUGCAAAUAUUGUGAACCUUUGUUAUCUCAUUCAGUGUUGUAUACUAAUGUCGACAGUCUAUUAUUCAUCGUAAUAAUAUUUCUAUGUCUUUCCGUCGGAUGUUGCUUCAGAUAGUAAUAGAACCGAUGGAAACACAGAAAUGGGAACACAAAACAGAAAAUUACUUGAAUACUGUUUCAUAAUUUGUGAAUGUGUAUAGUGCUUUGAGUUGAUAAAUAUUUUUCUUCGGAAGCCUGUGCUAGCUUUUAAUGUUAUUGUUGGUGAAAAAAGAUUGGAAUAAAACAAAUCUUGACUGAU